AUGCAAACAAUCUUUUCAAUCGCGCUUGUGAUCUUUUUGGUCUCACAAACCUGCUUCUCAGCUGCAAUCUACCCUCGUAAUGCAACCUCGCAGAGUAAUCAACAGAUCACCUGUGAUACACCUGUUGAUCCAGCACGCGUUGAAGAUAUUGUAUCAAUCAUCAAUAACUAUGACAGUAGUCAUGAUGGGAAUUGUACAUUCAAAGCUGGUUCGGGACUCAAGGGUUGUGAUUUUCUCUGUGAAGAUGGAUCAUUUAUAGUGAUCUGUAACCAAAACCCCGGUCCUGUGAUCGGAAAUUGCAGUACCCUAGGUGAAAUAGUCCAAAAGACAAUUGAUCAAUGUCAGGGUGAUAACUCUACAAUUGUCCAAGGUCAAUUCUAUGAUACAGAGCUAAACUUGACUAUCAGCAUCGGUGGCGGUCUUCAGAAUUGUUCAACCCAUAAUGGUUCUUUGACUCCUUGA
Molecule: messenger RNA, 462 nt
Organism: Melampsora larici-populina 98AG31
Lineage: Eukaryota; Fungi; Basidiomycota; Pucciniomycetes; Pucciniales; Melampsoraceae
Exons: 4
Coding region: 1-462 (153 amino acids)
Source: RefSeq, a predicted model, not a curated record